UCUGACCUAUUCCCCACAGCACUGUGACACUGAAGUGCAGCAGCAGGUGCCCGGUACUGGCCCAGGCUGCCUCCUGCCCUGCAGCUCAAAGCUGAGCUCCCGCAAAGACCUGCUAUCACUGAUCUGAGAGGGAAGGAAACACCACUGGAGACACCAUGCGUGAGUGCAUCUCUAUUCAUGUCGGCCAGGCUGGAGUUCAGAUAGGAAAUGCGUGCUGGGAACUCUUCUGCCUGGAGCAUGGCAUUCAGCCAGAUGGCACCUUCACGGACCAGCACAGUCAACUCAACUACGAUGACUCUUUUACCACAUUUUUCAAUGAAACAGUCACUGGGAAGCAUGUGCCACGAGCUGUAAUGGUGGAUUUGGAACCAACUGUGGUAGAUGAAGUGCGGGCUGGCACCUUCCGACAGCUUUUUCAUCCAGAACAACUGAUCACUGGAAAGGAAGAUGCAGCUAAUAACUACGCCCGUGGCCACUACACCAUUGGCAAAGAAAGCAUCGAUGUGGUACUUGAUCGUGUUCGUAAGCUGACAGAUGCCUGUUCUGGACUACAGGGAUUCUUGAUCUUCCACAGCUUUGGUGGAGGCACUGGCUCUGGCUUUACCUCCUUGCUGAUGGAGCGCCUCUCUGUGGAUUAUGGAAAGAAGUCCAAACUAGAGUUUGCCAUCUACCCAGCCCCUCAGGUCUCCACCGCUGUGGUGGAACCAUACAAUUCUAUCCUCACCACACACACCACCCUGGAACACUCAGACUGUGCCUUCAUGGUGGACAAUGAGGCCAUAUAUGAUAUCUGUCGCAGAAACCUGGACAUUGAGCGCCCCACUUACACUAACCUCAACCGCCUCAUCAGCCAGAUUGUCUCCUCCAUCACCGCCUCGCUGCGCUUUGAUGGUGCCCUCAAUGUGGAUCUGACAGAAUUCCAGACAAACCUGGUUCCCUACCCACGCAUCCACUUCCCCUUAGUGACCUACGCCCCCAUCAUCUCUUCUGACAGAGCAUAUCACGAGCAGCUCUCAGUGGCUGAAAUCACCAGCUCCUGCUUUGAGCCCAACAACCAGAUGGUGAAGUGUGACCCGCGACAUGGGAAAUACAUGGCUUGCUGCAUGCUCUACCGAGGUGAUGUAGUUCCCAAAGAUGUCAAUGUAGCAAUUGCUGCCAUCAAGACCAAGAGAAAUAUCCAGUUUGUUGACUGGUGUCCAACAGGCUUCAAGGUUGGGAUCAACUAUCAGCCUCCCACAGUAGUCCCUGGCGGAGACCUCGCCCAGGUUCAGCGAGCGGUCUGCAUGCUGAGCAACACCACAGCCAUUGCAGAGGCCUGGGCAAGGCUCGACCACAAGUUCGAUCUGAUGUACGCCAAGAGAGCAUUUGUGCACUGGUAUGUGGGUGAAGGUAUGGAGGAAGGGGAAUUUGCAGAGGCUCGUGAGGACCUAGCUGCCCUGGAGAAGGACUAUGAAGAAGUGGGAACGGACUCAUUUGAAGAAGAAAAUGAUGGGGAGGAAUUUUAAAAUAUACUUUGCUCCUAGUGAGCACAGAAUUGUCUCUGUAUCCUUGUAUUGCAUGUCUACCAUUAUGUCACCCCUUUGUGUGCAAUAUACAGAAAUAUAGAAGGGGUCAUGUAAGGACAUUUUUUAUUCCAUAAACCACAAGUAAAUUGCACUGUAAGAUAUGAUCAGUUGUACUAAUGAUGUCCCACCACUCCCAGCAACGCACUAAGUGUUGCUCUCAUUCCUUGCACAUUUAAUGUAAGCUUCUUCAAGCUCUAAUAUGAGGUAAAAACACUAUAAUCCAAUAUAUACAAGCUUAAAAUGGAGAACAGUGAAACAGCAUAGAUUUCAAAUCUCAAAUUUGACUUUUGUUUGUUGGCAUUGCAAAAAUAAUGGAGAAAUGGAUCCUCUGCUCUGUGGUUUACUAUCCUCUGUUUCUUUGAAACACCAUUUCUGAUAAAACAAACAUUUUAAU
Messenger RNA from Oxyura jamaicensis (ruddy duck), 1959 nucleotides. RefSeq names its product tubulin alpha-8 chain. Gene Ontology annotation, biological process: mitotic cell cycle; microtubule cytoskeleton organization. Gene Ontology annotation, cellular component: cytoplasm; microtubule. The record is from RefSeq and is a predicted model, not a curated record. NCBI's taxonomy places the organism in Eukaryota, Metazoa, Chordata, Aves, Anseriformes, Anatidae. Gene Ontology annotation, molecular function: structural constituent of cytoskeleton; GTP binding. The transcript is spliced from 5 exons. Bases 156 to 1505 code for a protein of 449 amino acids.